UAGCUAUAAAUAAAGACCAUUGCAUUUAAUUCAUCUUGACUGAUCAUUAUGAUUAUUACCCAUAGAAGAGUCGGAUAUCGUAUAGGCAUAACAUACUACCGUACUUUACUGUAUGGUGAAAGACCGUGGUAAUAUUUUGGAGGUUGAAUAAUAGAGGUGUAUCUCAUAAGUAUUUGAAUUGCAUAUGUCGAAUGAAGCAUAAAGUAUAGUUUGGGAUAAAGAAGGUGUGCUGUCGGGUGAUAGAUGCUGAGACAAAUAUCGCAAGUACCAAGAAGAUGCUGGUCUGUGAAUAGUGCAACCGGGGUCUGGAAUCCAUCCUUGCAAAAACUAGAAUCCGUACUGCCAGCCAGGAUGACCAGCAGUGAAAGCGGACCAAAAGAGUGCAAGGUGAUACAAGAGGCAGAAUUAACCAGAGGAAAAUGGUUAUAUUUGAGUAACCAUCAUUGGACUGAUCACACUGGAAAAAAGAGAAUAUGGGAAGUUGUUGGCAGAACUACCAAAGGCCCUCAAGAUCAAGAUUGUGUUGCUGUGGUAGCUACAGUUAGUAGGUCUGGACAUCCUGAUGCAAUGGUGCUCAUAAAGCAAUUUAGACCACCACUGAAAUCUUACACCAUUGAAAUGCCUGCAGGACUUGUUGACAAUGGUGAAACAAUAGAAACUGCUGCAUUAAGAGAACUCAAAGAAGAAACUGGAUAUAGUGGGUCUAUAACUGGCAUAGGUAGAAAUGUUUCAUUAGAUCCAGGAAUGUCAAGUGCAACUAUGAAGAUUGUUACAGUAAAAGUCAAUGGUGAUGAUGCAGUGAACAAGGAUGUUUCCAGAGUGUGUGGUGUACAAGGAGAACACAUAGAAGUAAUUCUUGUGCCACUGAACUCCCUCCAGAAGUCUUUGAUGGACUUUGCAGCAGAUGGGCUUAUCAUUGAUUCAAGAGUAGAGGCUUUUGCUCUUGGUUUUGCACUGACCUCAGAGAAAAUUAUAUAACAUAUAUAUCAAUAUUGUCCUUGUAUUUGUAGUAAAAUUGGAGAAAAAAAUGUGAAUCAAGAAUAAAUAUACAAUUUAAU
Molecule: messenger RNA, 1058 nt
Organism: Penaeus indicus
Lineage: Eukaryota; Metazoa; Arthropoda; Malacostraca; Decapoda; Penaeidae
Product: ADP-sugar pyrophosphatase-like
Exons: 7
Coding region: 244-978 (244 amino acids)
Biological process (GO): nucleoside phosphate metabolic process; ribose phosphate metabolic process
Cellular component (GO): nucleus
Molecular function (GO): ADP-ribose diphosphatase activity
Source: RefSeq, a predicted model, not a curated record